AUGCAAGAUAAGUUUACUGAUAUUGGCAAUAUAAUAACUUAUUUAGCCUCAUCUGAAAUUUCUUGUUCGUCAAAAACUGCUACGUCUAGUAUCCAGCCUAUGCCUCUUUCUACGUCAUCUUUAAAAGAUAAAAAAAAAGGUGUUAAUAUUAAUAAGCCAUCAUUCACUUACGAAUAUUUUGAAAUAACAGUCAAUCAAAAAGGUGAAGAAGUACAAGUCUGCAAGGUCAUAAAUGAAGAUGGUGAAAAAUGUGGCACAGAAUAUAAAAAUGUAGGAAGUUCAACAGGAAAUCUUAUUACGCACCUUAGAGACAUCCACGAAAUUGUUUCACAAGAUGAUAAAGAAAAU
Messenger RNA from Racocetra fulgida, 348 nucleotides. NCBI's taxonomy places the organism in Eukaryota, Fungi, Glomeromycota, Glomeromycetes, Diversisporales, Gigasporaceae. The record is from the annotation of a GenBank genome assembly.